UUCAAUGCUAAAUAUGAUAGACACAAUAGAUAAAGAAGACUCUAUGCUUCCGUCUAUUUAUGGCUUAGAUGAACACGUAAACUUUGAGAUAGAUUCAAACGACAAUGACAUGAACGGUGAUUCGAAUGCAAAUGCGAGCGACUCCCAAAAUGAAAUUGUUUUAGAAAUAAUAGAUAUUAACGAGGAUGGACAAGAAACAAUUCUAAAUAAAGAAAGUGUGACACUACCAGAAGAUGAGACACAAACCCAACAUGUAAACGAAACCAUAAUGGCCGAAGAAAAUAAUAAUAUUUUAGAAAAUGUUGAUACAAAUACCCCUACCAGAAAACGCAAACGAAAUCCAAAUGGGUGGAAGCAAAAUAUACGGAUAGAAAACCGUCAACAUGGUAAAGAAUAUAUUAAUACAAAGGGCAAGUUAGUUGCUCAUAAAUCGGUAAAAACAACUGGAUGCAAAACAGAAAAAUGUAGUUUUAAAUGUGAAGAGAAAAUUACAGUUAUCGACAGAGAAAAUAUAAACAGAAAAUUCUGGAGCCUUGGCGACGAAAUAAAAAAUCAUUUUUAUUCUAAGCAUAUUAGAAGAUACCCAGCAAUACGAAAAAGAACUAAAAAUGAAAAUAGCAGGAAGACUUAUUCUUACGAUUACUUUCUUUAUGUCUCUGGUGUAAAAAUUAAAGUGUGCCAAGAGUUUUUCCUGAAUACUUUAAACAUUAGCAAAAGUAGGGUUUACUACUUUUUUCAAAAAGUCGAAAGUCCCAAGUCCAACGUUCCACGGGCUCCUAUUACAGGAAAACAUCAGAAAAAGGUAGUUCCAGACGAAGAUAAAGAAAAAGUUAGGAAUCACAUCUCAUCGUUUCCUCUAGUAGAAUCGCACUAUUGUCGCCAAAAUUCAUCAAAAAAAUAUUUAGAGCAAAAUCUAAAUAUCCAAAGAAUCCAAAAAAGGACUUAUGUGAUACCUAAAUGCGAAGGUUUUAAAGUAAAUAGAAAUGCAAGUACAGAAGAAAAAAUGGAAUAUGAAGAACACCUGAAAAGAAAAAAUAUAGGUAGACAAGAGCGACAGAGAGACAGGGAAGCCUAUAUUGAUGAUGAUACGGUGGGAAUAAUCACUUUUGACCUAGAGAAUACUUUUUCUUUACCUAAAGCAAAUAUUAGUAACUUUUUUUACAAAAUGAAGUUAUGUUGCUACAAUUUAACGGCCCACUUGGAUAAAACUAAAGUUGUUUAUAAUGCAAUAUGGCAUGAGCUUAUUUGCGGUAGAGCUGGUGUUCACAUUGCCAAUGCUAUAAUAAGAAUUUUGAAAAGAGUUAUUGAGGACAAUCCGCAGCUAGAGAAAAUUAUUUUGUGGUCUGAUAGUUGCGUACCACAAAACAGGAAUUCCAUUUUGUCAUUCGCUCUACAGUAUUUCCUUAACUCGCCAGAGUCUGGAAAUUUGAGGAGGAUUGAACAAAAGUUUGGAGAACCAGGACAUGGCAAUGUUCAGGAAGUCGACGCAGCUCACAGCUGCAUUGAGAGAUUUAUUAAGAAUUUGGAAAUAUGGAGUCCUCUAACUCUGGUUCGCAUACUCUUGAAGAUUCCAAAUACAUGGAAGCUGAAAUUUUCUGUUUUACAGAUGAAACCAGCUGACUACAAGAACUAUCAACUGCUUUCUGGGACAUUUAAUUACAAUGAGAUUCCAUACACAAAAUUGAAACAUAUAAUUUAUGACAAGAGAUCAAUAUUUAAUGUUAAAUUCAAAACAUCAUUUGAAGGAGAAUCAUCUGAGGUGAGGUUAGUGCCUCUGAACAAAUAUAGAAAUAACAACCAUGUAGGCAUAGAGUUUCCAACGUCUAUCCCAAAUAUAAACUUGGCUGUAAAAAUAAAUGAUGCGAAAAGAAAACAUUUACUUGAAAUGAUGGAUUAUAUGCCCGAAGAUGAAAGAAUAUUCUAUAAAAAUUUAAUGCCCACGGAGAAAACUGCUGCAAAUAAGCAGAUUAUGGUGAAGAAAACCAAUAAGCCAUCCAAGGUUGGAAAUAAGAAACCGAAGAAAAAAGGAAUUGCAUCUACAAGCAAGAAAUGA
Ceutorhynchus assimilis (cabbage seed weevil) is the source of this 2053-nucleotide messenger RNA. Lineage: Eukaryota; Metazoa; Arthropoda; Insecta; Coleoptera; Curculionidae. The record is from the annotation of a GenBank genome assembly.